GAAACACAUCCGGGCAUUGAGCGGGUAUCGUCCAAUCACAACCGCCUCCAGAAGUGCCGGGGCAAAUAAUAUACUUUCAUAUGUAGAAAGAAGCUGAGUAAAAGGUAAUAACUGUAAACACAUUUUCCAGAGGAGCAUCGACUGGGUUACACUUUCAUCCGCCUCACGCGACAGCGGCAUGGAUGCAGAGGGUUUUGGGGAGCUGCUGCAGCAGGCAGAACAACUAGCUGCUGAGACCGAAGCAGUGUCUGAGCUACCGCACGUUGAGAGGAACCUACAGGAGAUCCAACAGGCAGGGGAGAGACUUCGAUCCCGCACACUGACCCGUACAUCGCAAGAUGCUGCAGACGUAAAAGCAUCGAUCCUCCUCGGUUCCAGAGGUUUAGACAUCUUCCACAUUUCCCAGAGAUUGGAAACUCUAAGUGCUGCCACCACAUUUGAGCCCUUGGAGCCAGUUAAAGACACUGACAUACAGGGCUUCUUGAAGAACGAGAGGGACAACGCCCUGUUGUCAGCCAUCGAGGAGUCUCGCCGCAGGACGUUCCUGCUGGCUGAAGAGUACCAUCGUGAGUCCAUGCUGGUUCAGUGGGAGCAGGUGAAGCAGAGGGUGUUGCACACGCUGCUCGGAGCAGGAGAAGAUGCUCUGGACUUCAGUCAGGACGUGGAGCCGAGCUUUGUGAGCGAAGUGACAGCUCCAGGAAGGAGUGCGCUGGACAGUGUGGAGGUUGCCUAUGGACGACAGAUCUAUAUCUUCAACGAGAAGAUAGUGAAUGGUCGCAUUCAGCCAAAUCUGGGAGAUUUAUGUGCUUCAGUAGCUGAAAGCCUGGAUGACAAGAACGUAUCAGACAUGUGGCUAAUGGUGAAGGAGGUGACAGAUGUGUUGCUGGUUCCAGCCAAAGACACCCUCAAGAGCCGCAUUAGUGUUGAGAUGCAAAUGGCUUUCGUACGUCAGGCGCUGAGCUUCCUGGAGAACACUUAUAAAAACUACACCAUGGUGACCGUCUUCGGGAACCUCCAUCAGGCCCAGUUAGGAGGGGUGCCUGGAACGUACCAACUAGUCCGCAGCUUCCUCAACAUCAAACUGCCAGGGCCCCUGCCUGGCAUGCAGGACGGAGAGAUCGAGGGCCACCCUGUGUGGGCUGUGAUCUACUACUGCCUGCGCUGUGGCGACCUGAACGCCACCAUGCAGGUGGUGAACAGGGUGCAACAUCAGCUGGGAGACUUCAAGACCUGGUUUCAGGAGUACAUGAACAGCCCAGACAGACGCCUGUCGCCGACUUCAGAGAACAAACUCCGUCUUCACUACCGCCGAGUGCUGAGGAAUUGUGCCGACCCCUACAAGAGAGCCGUCUACUGCCUGAUCGGGAAGUGCGACGUCAGUGAUAACCACGGAGAGGUCGCGGAUAAGACUAUGGACUACCUCUGGCUUAAGUUGAACCAGGUGUGUUUCGAUGAUGACGGCAGCAGCUCUCCUCAGGACAAGCUCACUCUGCCACAGCUACAGAAACAGCUGCUGGAAGAUUACGGCGAGUCCCACUUCUCUGCGAGCCAGCUGCCGUUCCUGUACUUCCAGGUGUUGUUCCUGACAGCUCAGUUUGAGGCGGCGGUGGCUUUCUUGUUUCGCGUCGAGAGGCUUCGGAGUCACGCUGUGCACGUGGCGCUGGUCCUGUACGAGCUCCGGCUGCUUCUCAAGUCGUCCGGUCAGAGCGCUCAGCUGCUGAGUCAGGAGCCCGGUGACCCUCCCAUGGUACGUCGCCUCAACUUCAUCCGCCUGCUCAUGCUUUACACGCGCAAGUUUGAGUCUACGGAUCCACGGGAAGCUCUCCAGUACUUCUACUUCCUACGCAAUGAAAAAGACAGCCAGGGAGAGAACAUGUUCAUGCGCUGCGUCAGUGAACUUGUCAUCGAGAGUCGAGAGUUUGACAUGCUGUUGGGAAGAUUAGAGAAGGAUGGCAGUAGGAAGCCUGGAGUCAUAGAUAAGUUUGCAGGGGACACCAGAGCCAUCAUCAGUAAAGUGGCUCUAGAAGCCGAGAACAAGGGCUUGUUUGAGGAGGCGGUUAAACUCUACGAGCUGGCCAAGAACCCAGACAAGGUGUUGGAGCUGAUGAACAGGCUGUUGAGUCCGGUCAUCGCUCAGGUCAGCGCACCGCAGUCAAACAAGGAGAGGCUAAAAACCACUGCAGUGGCCAUCGCUGAGAGGUAUCGAUCUCAGGGAAUAGCAGGAGAGAAGUCAGUUAAUAGUACUUUCUACCUGCUGAUAGACCUGAUGACGUUCUUUGAUGAGUACCAUGCCGGUCACGUCGACAGAGCCUAUGACGUGAUGGAGCGAUUGAAGCUUCUUCCUCUCAGUCAGGAAAGCGUAGAAGAGAGAGUGGCUGCUUUCAGGAACUUCAGUGAUGAGGUCCGUCACAACCUGUCUGAGGUGCUGUUGGCCACCAUGAACAUCCUCUACACACAAUACAAGCGCCUGAAGGGGGCGCCAGCAGGCACACCAGGACGACAACAGAGGACCAUAGAGGACAGAGACAUGCAACUGCGCAGCCAGGCCAGAGCUCUGAUCACCUUUGCCGGCAUGAUUCCCUACAACAUGGCUGGAGACACCAACGCAAGACUGGUGCAGAUGGAAUUACUCAUGAACUGAGAUCAACAUCGACACAAACUCACCUUCCCUCCAUAAACCUCACCGAAGGCCCAGGCAUCCACACACUCGCCCAUGUCUGCCAUUCUGUUUGGUACAAGCUACCGCGUUCAUCAACACUUAUUUCACCCAUCUGUGUUCCCGUUAUGUCUGUUGGUUUUGUUCUGUUGUUGUUGUUGUAUUUUUUUUCCCCAUUUUGUUGUUUCAUAUUUGUAUCUUUAAUGAUUUGGAAUAAAAAAAAAAAGUUUACAUUUCAGUUGUCUUUUUAUUUUAUAACAUUUAAUGUCCAUUACAUUUAUUUUUAUUUCAUUUUGCCUGAUUUUGUUUAAAGAUUCAUUAAUUAUAUACUGUAAUUGAUUCGUCUACUUCAAAAGCUAGAGCCUGGGCAUGAUUUUAAAAUUUUCUUUCAUAAUUUUUCCAUUGGUUAUUCUGCAACUGAUUUUAUUUCCUCAGUUCAGGAAGUUAAGAGUGGAAUUAUUCCGCUUUGUGAGCCCAUCUAAAUGAAGGGUUUCCUUCGCAUUAACUUCCCCCAGAUGUUGAUAUACAACAACUACAUCACUUCACAAUCCGUAUGAGUUUAGAGCGUUAUAAACUAACGAAAUGUUUUAUUUCUUUCAUUUAAUCAUUUCAUUCAUUUUAAAACCGUAUCAUAUAGGAAACAAUGUUCAGAGAAACUAGAACAUACGAGUCAACAAACGCUAAACUUUGUCAUCAUGUGUUAAUUCAGCUUUAACUGGAUUUGUUUCUUGAAUGGGCACCGAGUGAGAUGGAGCCCAAUUAUUAUUAUUAUUAUUUUUCCCGAUGAUACAGAUUUUAAGUUGUUCCUCACAGUUCUGAGUGUCGCCGGCUGCAGCCAUGAAUGUUUCCGCAGGCUGUAGUGUGGUAACUGUGACACAUGCUGUCCCCCAGGCAGAUGGUCUUCUGGCUUUGAGCUCGGCUGAAGGACUGCAGGGAUAUUUCUGCCUGUAUUAGAGGGGCGAUCUCUGGGGUAACAAAAGGAGGAGGGUGUUUUGUUGUUUUUUUUUUUGCUUUAAGACAAGCUGCUGAACAUGUUGUAUUGGGCCAGAUCACCAAAGUUUUGCAUGUUCUGUGGAAAUCAGCUCGUAUUUUCUCACUUUUUUGGCGCCUUUUUAGAAUCUCCCACCUCACUUUAUGUUACUAUGGCAUAAACCACCGUGUCUGUCAGCAACUAUUUAGACCUCCAUCCUAGCAACUGCAACCUACUUAAACUGACAAUGCUGCUGACGGGCCUGCCAAGGCUUGGUCCAACAUGAGGUAUGAGGUUUGCAAGAAACAAACACCCUCCGUCCCCUCUGUUAAAUCCGUGGCCCGCACUCUCUGUCCUUCAGUCUGGCCUGAGAGAACACAGAUGGAGGCUCGUUCUGUUUUGGCUGCUCCACAUAACUGUGUCUGAGAAGUUCAUCUGUUACCACGAUCGGAGAUGCUCCGAGUUCUACGUCGUCCUCUACGUUGCUUUUGUGCUGAAGCGUUACUUUGUCUUUAGGGUGUUUUAAUAUGUAUUUGUCAGGGUUAUACGAGGCUUUAUUUUCGUAGCUGGUGGAAGGCGUUUAAGCUGUUUAUAUCCACGUGCUUCGGCGUCGAGGAGACGAGCUGCCUCUCAGGUGCGCGUGCUGCAGCUGGUGUUGUGAAUCAGGCCGACGACAGACACCUCCUAUAACCCGGCUAUUUCACAACACCAGGGUGGCACCGCACCACUGCCGACGAGAAGGAAGAACCACGACGCUGCAAGUCGGCGCUACAAGUACAAUUUGUAGUAGAAUCAUCAGUUAUUUCAUUCCAUCCAUUCUUACCGCGUUUUUCUGCCUUACUUUGCCAAAUUGUGGGCUAAAUUCAGCACUAUGAUGUACAGUAUCUGUCAGUUAAUAAAGAAUACUUUUAAUUUA
Molecule: messenger RNA, 4542 nt
Organism: Mugil cephalus (flathead mullet)
Lineage: Eukaryota; Metazoa; Chordata; Actinopteri; Mugiliformes; Mugilidae
Gene: nup93
Product: nucleoporin 93
Exons: 23
Coding region: 179-2641 (820 amino acids)
Biological process (GO): protein import into nucleus; poly(A)+ mRNA export from nucleus
Cellular component (GO): nuclear pore
Molecular function (GO): structural constituent of nuclear pore
Source: RefSeq, a predicted model, not a curated record